AUGUCCUUCUGUUUUAAAGCCAGUACAGGAUUCGUCCUUGAACAGGACAAAAAAGAACUGGACAGACGGCUCAGGAAAUACUGUCAGCCACAGAAACACACAGAUCUGGCCAGUGUGAGGAAUGAGAGUGAGAAUAAUCAGAUUAAGAACAUGCUACAAGAUGAUCAAGUCUGGAACGGUCUGCACAGACUCUGGGUUUGGUCAGAUAACAGCACCGCUACAUUCACACACUGGAGAACUGGUGAACCCAGCAUCGGAACAAACAGAAACAGCAUCUGUGUAUCAACUGGUAUCAGUGAUGAAGGAGGAUGGACAGAAGAGCUCUGUUCAGAUCAGCAUCCCUUUGUGUGUUAUGAUGGUGAGUAG
Messenger RNA from Cyprinus carpio (common carp), 366 nucleotides. RefSeq names its product rheacalcin-2-like. The record is from RefSeq and is a predicted model, not a curated record. Bases 1 to 366 code for a protein of 121 amino acids. Lineage: Eukaryota; Metazoa; Chordata; Actinopteri; Cypriniformes; Cyprinidae. The transcript has a single exon.